This is a messenger RNA of Halteromyces radiatus, 3458 nucleotides long. RefSeq lists its product as uncharacterized. The record is from RefSeq and is a predicted model, not a curated record. Bases 37 to 3252 code for a protein of 1071 amino acids. The transcript is spliced from 2 exons. Gene Ontology annotation, molecular function: protein binding. Lineage: Eukaryota; Fungi; Mucoromycota; Mucoromycetes; Mucorales; Cunninghamellaceae.
CGUUCACUUCAUUUUUUUUGUUACUUUGAACUCCUCAUGGUACAUUUGAGGUGUCAGCACCUUCAAUCUGGAGUCAAUCGACAAGUAUCACAACAGUGGAAAGCUUUAUUACGGAGUGCACAAUGUCAACAACGUUAUCCAUCGAGUUUGACAGGUCAACAAUACUUAUUUUCUACUCUUGGUCAAAAAGGUACAUUGGUCAAUAACCUUGUCAACGAUAUAGAGUCUUCUGCAUCAUCAGCAUCAAUAUUAGAAGAACAAAAACGCCAGUUACGCAAACGAAUAUCUCCUCAAGUCUCGUCAAAAGUAGAUCAACAUUUACGAUCACCUCUUGUACUAUCACUUCACUCUCAUUUACAACAAGGAGAAUAUACACAAGCAUGGACCUUGAUGAAUCAAGUGGUACAGCAAAGGCAUUCACUUCCUCUUGGUACUGCACGAUUUUUACUGGAGACAUUACAAAAAGAAGUCCAAACUCAUCAAGCGAAAUUAUAUGGUAGUCACCGAAAAUUACAAAUUGUAUAUCUUGAUCGAUUGGAACAAUUAUUGAAUCAUCUCCAAUUGACUAGAUUGAGUUGGGAAAAGAAAGACAUGGGCAUUAUCUUUGAUAUCUUUGGACGCUUGGAUCGUGUUGAACGUGCUGAAACCAUAUUCCGCAAUUGGCCUCAAUAUACCAAACAACAUCUCACUACUGAUUCUAUUAAUCGAAUGUUAUCUAUGUACUUUCGUCGCCUCAAAUUCUUGGAUACUAACAAACAACGCAAGUACCUGACCAAAAUGGAAAGUCUUUAUCAAUCAAUGUCACGACGUGGAUGUGUUCCUGAUUCAGCUACUUUCAAUUGGAUUCUAGGGGCCAAGAUCAAGAUGAAUGAUUUUAAAGGAGCUGAAGCAUGGUACAAUCAAACAAUAACAUCGAUGAAAGCCGAUCGGACGACAUAUCAUCUUAUGCUGCAAGGCGCUAUGAAGAAUGGAAAUACAUGUUUUGAAAUAGCGGAUCGCUGGAUGGAUCGAAUGGUACAAGCUGGAUUUGCCCCAAAUCGAGAUACACUGAAACAUGUUAUUGGAGGACUCACAGAACAGGUGGAUCAUCUCUCUCGAAUGCAAGAUACCAAUGAAAUGCAACGCGUCUCUGCUUCUGUCAAACGGCUCUUUACUAUCAUGUACAAAUUGAAACAACAACCCGACACUGCUCUUCUCAACAAUGUUUUGAAAUGCUUUAUCAUCACCAACGAUCACGACGAAAUUAAGUCUGUUUUACGGAAAUUUGAUAUGCCCAAACGACAAUCUGGUGGAUGUUCUGGAUGUAGCUGUCAUUCCACAAAAAGCAACAACAACAACAAGAAGAAGAAGAAGAAGAAGGAUCAGAAUCGAUUGAAAGCAAUCAAUAAAAGAAAACCUGUUCUAUGUACGCCUGAUCUGAUCACCUUCAACACACUUAUUCAUUAUGAAUUGAAAAAUGACCAACUGAAUAAUGGAUUAAAAUGGUAUGAUGAUAUGGUGCGCAUGGAUAUCCAACCUGAUACUGUGACCUAUGGUACUUUUAUUGGCUAUUAUAUCAACAAAGGAAACGUACAAGAAGCAUUACAGUAUUAUGAUGUGAUGGAACGCAAAGGUAUACCUGGAAACGUAACGAUAUACAACAUACUGCUAAAUGGGGCAAUUGAGCAACCGGAAUACAAGGAUGAUAUUAUGGAGCGACAUCGUGGAUUAUUGAUGAAUAUGGUGGAUCAAGAUACUAUCUCCUACAAUAGGCAACUAGCAGCAUCUGUUUCAAGUGUGGGAAAAAAUGCCGAUGCAGCAACAGUGAUGGAGGCCUCUAACCGAUUUGCAGAUAUUUAUGAACAAAUGCUGGCUAAUGAAGUGACACACAACGACCGAACCUACAAUAUUGCUUUGGAUAUCUAUGGAAAACUUUCACGACAUCACAUUCUAGAUGAUACCAUCAACUCGAUCAUGAGCUCCAUGACAACGUCUGAAUUUCAGCCCAAUACCAUCACUUACGCUCUCAAUAUCAGAAAUGCUGUCUAUCAAUGCAACAUGCCACUGGCCAAAUCCUAUUUACAAUCCAUGAUGAAUGAUGGUGUUAAACCCAAUAGUUAUAUCUUCUCACAUCUAGUGACUGGUUACGUACAGGAAGGUGAUUUGAUAAAAGCCCGAAAAUUGCUGACAACCAUGGCCAAAUCUCCUUACAAUGUUCAACCUACUGCCCAUGUGAUGACUCCCUUGGUGAAAGGAUAUGCAGAAAUUGGUGAUUUCGAUCAAGCUUACACACUCUUCAAGGAUAUGCUGGAACAAGGUGUUCAACCUGAUAUUACGACUUAUACUAUACUGGCGGAUAUGUUUGUGGAACAUGGCUCACCCAAGGAAGCUAUUCGACUUUUAUCUGGUUUGAAAGAAUGGGGAAACGUCAAUGGCGAUCUCAACAAUAAUGACAAUAAAAAAGAAUCAGCAGAAAUAACUACGAAUGCAGUGGGACGCGUCCAUUUAGAUCAUAUAGCUUUAGGAUUACUCAUGGAAGCGCAUGGUUUGGCAGGACAAAUAAUGGAUAUCAACAAUUCUAUAAUUUCUUCAUCAUCAUCAUCAUCAUCAUCAUCAUCAUCAGGAAAAUCGUCAGCAUCAUCAACAUCAUUAUCAACAUCAGUAUCUUCAACAUCAUCAUAUUCAUCAUCACGACAUCUAGAAGCGAUCCAGGAAAUAUAUUCAUCUAUUGGACCAUCCAAUUCUAUCAUCAAUGGAAUAUAUCUCACAGCUUUAGCACGAUUGAGGCAGCCAGCAUUAGCAUGGGAAGCAUGGCAUUCUAUGACGAAUCAAAGAACGAUUCAUUAUAAUGCACUUCUCUUUGGAUUGAUUCAAGAUCGGGAAUGGUACAAGACAGCAAAACAAGUGUUUAACACAAUGGCGGCACCUCCAGAUGGGAUAACAUUUGAUGCGAUGAUUGAAGCUGCCACUAGGAACGAUGACAUGACAUUUAUUUGUACUGAUCUUUGGCAGUCUCCUAAUCGACCAAUACCAACCAUAUCCAGUUCUGCUAUUUAUAUGUUGGUGAAAACAUACUACAAGGUUUUCAAGGCAAUGAUAUUAUGUCAAGAUUACCAUCAAGCUCGACAGGUUUAUCAAGAAUCACUGGCUUUACCGAAUACACCUGCAUCUGCUACUGUUUGGAGGAAGGAAAUGCAUAUAUUGGCUUUGGCAAACGGAUUGAUCGAUAGAAAGAAGACAACCAAUUCACUUGGAUCCUCUUUGGGUAAUUAGAUAACUUUUAUAUAUAGUUUAGAAUAAUACCGUACCUUUUUUUUUUUUUUUAUAUUCUUUUCCCCUACAAUCAUCCUCCUUUUUUUAUAUAUACUAUACAACAUUGACACGCGUUACAAAAUUCAUGUAUAUACAUACAUUCCCCUUUUAGAUCUUUACUUUAUAGAAAUAAUAAAAAACAAACAAGCAGAUGAUGUCUUUUUUUU